Molecule: messenger RNA, 225 nt
Organism: Auanema sp. JU1783
Lineage: Eukaryota; Metazoa; Nematoda; Chromadorea; Rhabditida; Rhabditidae
Source: the annotation of a GenBank genome assembly
AUGGAAACCGCCUCCUUCAACUGGAAGCUUGCUGAACGACCGUUCCGUGUGACUGAAAUCAGGAAUGAAAUGCCUGUCACUGCAGAACCAUGCAAGAAUGAACCACCGCUAUCCGGGGCAACUGAGCCAAAUGGUUUUUGUAGCAUUCCAUUCCGGACAUCACGAACUCAUAGUGCUCAGUGGAAUGGAUCAGGACCAAGGCAUUGCAUUAGUGUAAAUUACUAA